AUGCGCUGGACCUCGUCUCUUCUACUAAUUGCCACCGGGGCCGCAGCCCUUCCUUCUCCUCCAUCUCCGGAAUCCUUUGUUAUCGUUGAACUGCCCUUACCACCUGUCGCACCAAACAGUAAAGAAGGGGCAUGUACGGAGAAGAUUAAUCCCCGUGGAACUGGUUGUAUCGGCCAAACAUCCGACGAAUUCCAAUCUGGAGACUUCACCCCGGAUGGCAAGCAUGUACUCGUCAACGUCGACUUCGUCGGCGCACCGGCAGCUCCGGAACCUGCCAGCAUCUACUCCGGCGAGCAGCUGAUCCUUGUCAAGGUUGACGGGAAGAAAUUCGCCAACGGAGACGCAUGGAAGUGUCUUAGCUGUGGCGUUCCUGAGAAGAACGCGCAGUCGCUUGACCCUCAGCGAGACUACCCCCAUGCUGCUCGCAAUGGCAAGCAGGCUCUUUGGGGCCAUAAUAUCCUCGACUGCGGUACGGCCUCCCUUUGGAGUGAUACCUGCACUCCGAAUACGACACACGUCUAUCCCAUCUAUUGGCCCACUUCGGCUGACGGGUCCGGGAAGGGAGGAAGUCCGCGAGAAAUGCGCAUGCAUCCCGAUGACGAACACAUGGGCUGGAGCUCGUUCACGGCGGGUGGUCAAUUCACAUACUUCGGACGUCUCAAGUUCAACUCCAAGCCCACUUCUGGAGACCCAUCGGUUCCGCGAUACGACCUCGUCGACGUGAACAUCCUCUACCGAGAGAAUAGCACGGCACCUAUCAUGGCCGACGGCGACGAACUGGUCAUCCACGACGACGCCAUUUAUCCCGGCGAACUGCGCGGCUUCAGCGGAAGCGGCGACGAGAUCCUCUAUAUCGGCUCUCCCCGGGAGGCGAACAACAUCGACGUCUUCGCCAUUCACGUCACCACCGGCGCCAUCCGCCGUCUGACCAGCCACCCCGAAUACACCGAUCCGGUGGCCUUCUCACACGACAACGACUGGCUCGUCGCCAUGGACACUCGUGGCACCGACCGACAGAUGUGGAUGUCCGGAAUGCGCUACGUUCCACCUCUAAUUGACAUCGUGGCCGUCACCGCCGCCUCGUCCACGCGCAACAAUGGCCCCCGCCGAUUCUUCCAACCCAUCCUGAUCGACCGCUACGGCGACCGCGACGACUACUUCGGUCAGCAGAUCAAUGAAGAAGGAGACGGCAGCAACGGCGCCGUUAACGACCCCAACUGGAACGGUCGCGCAGACCCGGCCUUCUCCCCCGACGGAACCAAAAUCGUCUACUGGCAGGCCCUGGUGACUUCACCCUCCUGCGGCGGCGAUAACCCGCUCGCCUGUCCGGAGUCCACAGCCCAGGGUGGUCGUCGGUAUCGACUCAUGCUCGCCACCCGGACAGAUCGCGAACCCACGGAGCCAGCCCCAAUCUAUAAAGUCCCCGACGAGAUCCCCUGGGCCACGCCCUUUCCUCCUGGUAGCGACCUCCCUGAGCUCUACGCGGUCCCACCUGGCAACUAUACCUUGCACGGUAGCUCCAGUGGAUCCGCCAAGGUGUCCCUUAUCGCGGGGUCGUCGGGGAUUGUCCAGACGGUUAAGGUCAAAUACAGUAACUACUCCGACGACGGAGAGCAUUUCAUCCACGGGAGUGAGUCGGUGACGACGAGGAUCCCGUCGGCUGAUAACCCCUGGUUGAAUGUUUUGGACUGGUACUCGGAUCUCAACCAGACUGGUGCGGUGACGGCUAGCAAGAAGACCGGACCGGGUGGGUUUCAAUUGACGAUCGAUGCGAUGGUUAAUAUUUUCGAAGCGAAUGGGACGUUGACUACGACGAUUGAUGGGGAGGUGUAUAAGCAGCCUGCUAAUGGGACUUGA
Molecule: messenger RNA, 1857 nt
Organism: Aspergillus melleus
Lineage: Eukaryota; Fungi; Ascomycota; Eurotiomycetes; Eurotiales; Aspergillaceae
Exons: 1
Coding region: 1-1857 (618 amino acids)
Source: RefSeq, a predicted model, not a curated record